AAUUUACCCUGUGGAUAAAGUGAAGUUUCCAAUAGGCUAUAGGGGACUGUCUUUAAUCUGCUGUAGCCCUCUCUGUGUUGGGCGCUCUGGCUUCACACUAAGUGGAUAUCAAGCUAUUUUAACGCGCCUCAAGUGAUGAUGAUGCUGACGAGAGUAAUGAGGAUACCGGGAGCGUAGCGAUGACAUCCACACAAUCUUGUUGAAUGUGGACAUCAAUGCCGCGGCGAAGGAUGGGCCCUCUCCUCUUGGCCGCCUUCCUGUUCCUGCUGGCCCUGAGCGCCGUGUCCCCGGCCUCGGUGGGAAACCCCGAGGAUUACACCGCAGACGAGGCGGAGCGGACCGCCAGUGAAAACAUUGUAUUCGAUGACUACCGGGGGAAAGGGUGCGUGGAUGACAGUGGUUUUGUCUACAAACUCGGGGAGCGCUUUUACCCGGGACACUCGAACUGUCCGUGCCAGUGCACGGAGGACGGGCCUGUGUGCGACCAGCCCGAGUGCCCAAAACUGCACCCAAAGUGCACAAAAGUGGAGCACAAUGGAUGCUGCCCCGAAUGCAAGGAGGUUAAAAACUUUUGCGAGUACCGGGGGAAAACGUAUAAAAUACUGCAAGAAUUCAAGCCGUCGGCCUGUGAAUGGUGCCGCUGCGAACCAAAUAAUGAGGUGCACUGCGUGGUGUCCGACUGCGCCGUCCCCGAGUGUGUCAACCCUGUGUACGAGCCGGAGCAAUGCUGCCCCAUCUGUAAAAACGGUCCAAAUUGCUUUGCUGGAACGACGAUCAUCCCAGCCGGAAUUGAAGUGAAGGUGGACGACUGCACCAUCUGCCGCUGCCACAACGGAGACUGGUGGAAGCCGGCUCAAUGCCUGCGGAGGGAGUGCCUCAACGGCCAGACGUUGUCAUAGAGAGACUCCACCGGGGAUGGUGGAAAAGCUCAGGCAAGGCACUGCCUACUGCACCAUUUUGUAUGAUUGACAGGGCAGGAGCACAAUUCCUAAGCAACCUGAGACAGCAUAGCAUCGAAGAGAUGCGCUCACAAGCUUCACACAAACACAAUUGUUGACACCGAGAAGAAGACGGAACUUGUCUCAAGGCUGUUUCCACCCUCCGGUUUGAAUCGUCCUAUAUAUAUAUUUUCAGAUGUUGACUUGCUGCUCUAACACAAAAAAGUUUCUAAGCUCUUUGAACUUUUUCCUAACCAUUGGCAAUGUUGAAUUGCUCAUGUGGAUUUCUGUAUGUAUGCCAUCUGCUUGUUGUACUUGUCUGUCACAAUCACGCAGGUGUUGUAAUAUUCCAACAGCAGGCAAAACAAACCGUAAGCACACUUAACAGCGCUUUUUCUGUUUUUGUCAUACAAGCAUCAACACCGGUAAAAGCACUGCAUAGGUGUUUCACAACUUCACUCUAAGAGCUUGUUUACAAGAUGCACAUCACACAUUAAUGUUUGUGUCUUCAUAAGACUUUGUAUCACUAUGGCAGGAACUCACCUCUAACACUUAGAUGAUGCUACUGUCAAUUUUAUAAACUGCUGUAAAACCCCAGAACACUGAUUUUUGUGCAUAUGGUUUUGAAUCAUGUCUCUGUAUAGAAGCAGCACAGCCAGGGGAAGAUGGAAAGAAAGGAAAGUUGGUAGAGAGUAACUAUGAGCAGAUGUAAAACUCUGCAUCACAACAACAAGUCUGGGCAGCCUCUGCUGGCUUAAUUGUCGUUAUUGUUUUCUCUCAGAGGUCCAUAUUCUCAAAAAUAUUCCCGCUAACUAACUGCUUGAACUUGUUAUCAAAGCAAUUAGCGAGCGAAAAGCAGCCUGCUUUAAUUUCCUUUAAUCAAGGAGUAUUCUGUGAUAAAUCAUCCAGCUGGGUGCUUGGCGCUGCCGCAGCCUGCAUGCUGGGCCCACUCCAGAACCAGCAGACAAAAAGAGGACAUCUGCAUUUGUCUAAAUGCUUUUUAGGCAGCAUUCACAUGCACAUUGUCCAUGAGAGCAUACACAAUCACACCAUUCAUCGGCAAUCUCAAAGCCACAGUGCGUUGAUCUGCACCCAGUGAAGAACAUAAGGUUUGGUAAGAUACAAAUCUCUAACAGAAUCCCGCUGCUGUACAAUUUGUAAUAGAUUUUCAGUUCCAGCCCGUUCCCCAUGUGUUAGAAUAGCUCUCCCGAUGUGGCUAUACCAUAACAGACAAGCUAAUGUAUUGCCUUGAUAUUUUCCAGACCAGAGUGGUCCUUAAGUGGUGAAAGAAAAACACCCAAUUAAAGGGAAAUGAUAAACAAUAGUCAUUAAUUCAAAGGUGAAUUCCAGUAAACUCGUGCCAUUCAUCAAGCAUUUCCAGAAAAUCCGUUCCUUUUAACCUUUUAGACACUAUUCCAGGGUGGUGAUGGAUGGGUUGCCUAAUAGCAGCUCGCAGCACUCUGUAAUGAGCCAGAAAUGAACAUAGGAUACAGCCCAAUGACUAAAGAGGUACAUUACCUAAAAGGCACUAAAACUCAUUUUAAAAGAAUAUCACAGUGUGCAGCAUAGUCUAAGUCUGCGGCACAUGGUUGUUGGAGGAAAGAAAGGAAAGAAGCGUGGGUGCAUUUCAAUAUAAGGUGCAACAACAAGGCUAGGGGCCUUAAGCUACAGUGAUUUAGUGUCUCUUAAUAUGAAAAGACACGCCUCAUCUAUCUGGAUUGAGGUCCGCAGACUCAUAAAACUAAACUGACAUCUACAGUUUAUCAAUCACAGCGUCAGUGAUCCAGACAUUUUCAAAUUAAUAAAAGAGCGUCAUUAUUCUUAAUUACUUUAGAUGCCAAGUUAUUAUUCAGCCUGCACAUGUGUCCACAAAUAUAUUGGAAUAACUUUACUGGGUAGCAAAGAGCAGAGUGAGUGUUCCAGGGCUCAGAGGCAUGGCUGCCACCACCGAUGCCUUAUUACUAUUCCAGAUAAGAUUUACUUAGCAUGGCCUUUGGCUUUAUACAGUAUGAACAGCUCGGGCUGAUUUAAGCACUGCUUUGUUUGCGGUGUAAAGUUAUGUAAUGCCCAAAACGAGUUAUUGUUUUACUAUUUGAAAUUCCUGUAACUGCCAGAAGGGGUGAAUUAGCAGGAGUAUUGGGGGUACAAGUGCUAGGACAUUUAUUCAAUAACGGGUGAAAAAUCUGAUCAUAAUUAACAGAUAGAUUGGGAAAUACACUGUUUGUGGUUUAAGUAAGUGUAGAAGAAGGAAAAAUGGCCGAUAGAAGUAUCGAGGCGACUUGCUUCAAAUUUUUCAGAGUUUUAUUGUUGUGAUUUAAUUUCCUUCUGACUAGGGAUUCCAUUACUGCUCUUCUCAUUCAUUUGCAAGCUGUCAACAAGGUGUGAAGGUAUGAGAGUAGAGGGUGAAGGUCAAAGCAUCAAUAAAAAGAUAAUGCAAUUGUUCCUCCAAGAGUUGUGAUUUAGUCUGCUUGUGGAAAGCAAAAAAUCAUAAAAAUCCAAUCAAAAAGCAAUUCAUAUAUUCAAAACAGACAGAAUAGAUGAAGAAAACUGUAAUGAAUAUGUUUUCACCCCAGCAGACUGUACUGGUGCAUAUGUCGCUCUGCACUGUAAAAUGGUUGAGCAUAAACAGUUGUCAUGGAAAUUACUUUUUAAAGCUCUCAUUUACAACUAAAGAAGAGCGUUUAGGAUCCGUGUGGAUUAACAUACAGUAGAUUCUUGUGUGUGUCGUUUGAAAUGGGCUGCAUUUGAGGACACAAUACAAAAAAAGGCAUUUCAGAGAGGCUCUGCCCGGGCAAACCUAGGGACAUUACAUUUCUUAUUGCAAAUGUGAAGCUGCAGUUUCAAGGACAGCAGUCUGCCAUUUGUUUUUCUGCCAGGAAACUUUGAGUCUUUAUGUCCGUCUGUAAAUGUCUAUUCCAACCUCCCCCCCCCCCCAUUGUCUCAUUGUUCACACUGCAGGCUUGUACAUGGGCGUUUUGUAAUCGGUACACCAUCCGCUCUUUCCAUGAGACACCGACUAACUGUAGCUGGAAACCAUGAUUGAUUUUUUUUUCUGGUCGUUUUGUGUUUGUUUUUUUAGCAACAAAACUGUUACAUAAAGUGUGCCUGAAAACCAACACAGUACUAUGUGGAAACGAAGAGAGAAACACUGUUAUUAUACAAUCAAUUGUAGAUUUGGGGGCACCAAGGGUCUGUUCAUUCAAAGGUGGGAUAGUAUCAUUUCUAUAAGGACAUUAAGAUUUAUGUUUAAAAUUAACAGCAUCUUUGAUUGUAAAUGACCACAUGCUUGCAGGUUCACGCUGUACAAGAAACAAAACCACAUUUUUAAAAGUUAAAGAACCCUUGGUGUCCCCAUGUUGUUCAUAUGUAAAUAUCUUUAAAACGUAUAAUGUGUAUUCUGAAUUCUGAGGUGGAGUUAAAAAAAAAAAAAGACGUAAGAAAUGUGAAAAAUGUGUAUUAUUCAUUGAGGCAAAAACUAUUUUAUUAAAUAGACAUGAAAAGAAGUGUUAUUCAGCAAAAGUGAGUGUGGAUUUCUUUUUUUGUAAACAUGCUGAUGCUUCUGGACACAAUUCAAGAUGAAAGCACAAGAUUAACAACUAAGGGAAAAUGUGUAAUAUAAGUCUGCCAAAAGAACAGAUUUGCUCGGCACUUGAAUGAACCGUAUUAUGUUCUGCACAAACACAAGAUGCAACAAACAAGAAACAAUGUGUUUACCCACGACACAGCCAAACUCCGGGUCAUUUUUCCGACGCUAAACAUUGCAGGAUAAAUAAAAAGGUGCAGUAUUUUCCUGGGGCUAUGUGAGAAGGACAAAAUAUAAAAUACCAGUGCUUAAUGCUUGUGAAAUGCUCAGUGCGUUCGAGGGCAUUACUCACAGGUUCAUUCCUGCUUCCAUUUCAUUACAAGUCCGACUGGGCUUCUAUCUCGUCCGCACUACUAAUUGCCUUCCAGCACCUCCCGCCGUGGACAAGGAAAGGAAAGCAAUUUUAUGCAGCACAU
This is a messenger RNA of Trematomus bernacchii (emerald rockcod), 4937 nucleotides long. It is a transcript of the gene vwc2l, whose product is annotated as von Willebrand factor C domain containing 2 like. Gene Ontology annotation, molecular function: protein binding. Bases 204 to 899 code for a protein of 231 amino acids. NCBI's taxonomy places the organism in Eukaryota, Metazoa, Chordata, Actinopteri, Perciformes, Nototheniidae. Gene Ontology annotation, biological process: negative regulation of BMP signaling pathway. Gene Ontology annotation, cellular component: AMPA glutamate receptor complex. The transcript is spliced from 4 exons. The record is from RefSeq and is a predicted model, not a curated record.